GCGCUUCAAACAGUUUUCUCUCAAACUUUCUGAAGUAAACAUCGCAGCAAAGAAGAAUCGUCAUGGCCCCGAAGACAAGUGGAAAAGCCGCCAAGAAGGCCGGGAAGGCCCAGAAAAACAUCUCCAAGGGGGAUAAGAAGAAGAAGCGUAAGCGCAAGGAGAGCUACGCCAUCUACAUUUACAAAGUUCUCAAGCAAGUUCAUCCCGAUACUGGGAUCAGCAGCAAAGCUAUGAGUAUCAUGAACAGCUUUGUUAAUGAUAUUUUUGAGCGCAUCGCCGCCGAAGCUUCUCGUCUGGCACAUUACAACAAACGCUCCACAAUCACAAGUCGUGAAAUCCAGACAGCUGUGCGUCUCCUCCUGCCAGGAGAAUUGGCCAAGCACGCCGUCAGUGAGGGCACAAAAGCCGUCACCAAGUAUACCAGCUCCAAGUAAAAAGGAUCCACGCGCUGUACUCUGGAGGAAAAUCAUUCUAUUCUUCGCAAUUUCACAUCAAAAAAUGGCCCUUUUCAGG
This is a messenger RNA of Lutzomyia longipalpis, 513 nucleotides long. RefSeq names its product histone H2B. Gene Ontology annotation, cellular component: nucleosome. The transcript has a single exon. The coding region runs from base 63 to 434 and encodes 123 amino acids. Lineage: Eukaryota; Metazoa; Arthropoda; Insecta; Diptera; Psychodidae. Gene Ontology annotation, molecular function: structural constituent of chromatin; DNA binding; protein heterodimerization activity. The record is from RefSeq and is a predicted model, not a curated record.